AUGGACUGGCAGGAGAAGGACGUGCUCGUCAUCGACGAGGUGAGCAUGCUCGGGGCGCGGACGCUACACGCGGUGAACGAGCAGCUCUGCCGGCUGCGCGGGUCGCACCAGGAUUUUGGAGGUAUUCCGAUCGUCCUCUUCUGCGGAGACUUCCACCAAUUCCGCCCCGUCCAAGAACGCUCGAUCCUCCUCCCCAGCACCGCCGUCUCGUGGGACGUAGACAGCUCCUUCAAGGCCGAGACACGGCACCAGCACGACAAGGCGCACGCGUUGUGGAAGAGAUUCACGACCACGGUCAUGCUGGACGAGCAGGACCGCUCGGAUCUGGACCUCCUCAACUCAAGAUGCUACCGGGAAGGCAGGCGGAUCCCGUGGGAGACGUGCAUCACCGUGGUGACGCCGCUGAACAGGAACCGGUGGAACCUCAACAUGGAGGCCAGCUUGGCGUUCCGGGCCCAGCAGCGGUCAGUGAUGCGCAUCUUCAUCUCGGAUCAUACGUGGAAGGAGGCCCUGCCGACGGAGGAAGAGGCCAUCAUGAUGCUGAACCAGGGCGACGACAGCGCGAUCCCGGUGCCGGCCGUCUUCAUGUUCGUGCCGGGGAUGCCGGUCGUCGUGAACCAUAACACCCAUCAGGGGCUAAAGCUGGUGAACGGCGCCGGCUACACGGCGCUGGAGGUCGUCCUCGACAAGUCGUACCCGGGGCAUCGUAUCACGGCAGACACGACGGUCCAUUUCGGGCCGCCGGCGGGGAUAAUGCUGGAGUCGGAGACGACGAACGACGUUCACUUCUGCCAGCGAAAGAGGCCGUGGCAGCAGAACGACGUCAGCCGAAAGGGCCUGCCCUGUACGGCAGCCUUCGCGUGCACAGACUAUAAAGUGCAGGGCAGGACGCUCGAGCGUGUAGCUCUGGAGCUGCGGGGAACGCGGACGUCAAACAUCGACGGACGCGCCGUGUCCUCGCAGUGCGACCCGUACAGCCUGUACGUGCAGCUGUCUCGCUGCCCGACGCUGGACGGCAUUAUGCUGGUCUCGAAAUUGCGGGAGAGGGACCUGGUGGGCAACAAGGUGCCAGACGAGAUGACAGACGCAGAAGCGAGGCUGGGCCAGCUGAGCGACAAGACUGUCCGCGAGGCCUCGGAUGGCUAG
Hirsutella rhossiliensis is the source of this 1146-nucleotide messenger RNA. RefSeq names its product PIF1-like helicase domain-containing protein. Gene Ontology annotation, molecular function: DNA helicase activity. Bases 1 to 1146 code for a protein of 381 amino acids. The transcript is spliced from 3 exons. NCBI's taxonomy places the organism in Eukaryota, Fungi, Ascomycota, Sordariomycetes, Hypocreales, Ophiocordycipitaceae. The record is from RefSeq and is a predicted model, not a curated record. Gene Ontology annotation, biological process: telomere maintenance; DNA repair.